CACUCUCUCAUCUCGUCUCCUCACUUUUCUGUGGCUCUCUGCGUCUCUCAGAUUCUGAUCUGGGUUUGCCUACGAAACAGUUGCAUUGGAUCGAUGAUCAGAUUUAAUCUAACUAGUAACUUGGGACUUAAAUAUAUGUCUGCAUGCUUAGAUUCCUGCUUCUGUUAAGUGGAUUUAGUUGUUGGUUUUGGGUAGAGCCGCAAUGGUUUCUAUGGUGAAAAUGAUCGUUUUUCUGACGCUUGAAAUACUUAUUUACAGUUAGAACGCAUCAUAUUUGUACAUGGGGUGAUUGAGUAAUAGUUGAAUAGGUUUUUUUUUUUUUUUUUUCUUUUUCCGUUUUAUCUUUGAAUUUAUUAGUAUCACUGUGGUUGGCUCAGUGAGGUGCAAUUAAUUCCUUACAUCAGUGGUUUGAGUUUUGUUUCUCGAAGACAAACAAAUGACGAAGAAGAAGAACCCCUUUGUUUUUAUGGAUGUGUCCGUUGAUGGCGAUCCUUAUGAAAGAAUGGUUUUUGAGCUUUUCUCUGAUGUUGCUCCCAAGACUGCAGAAAAUUUUCGUGCUCUAUGUACAGGAGAGCAGGGAAUCGGUCCAAAAAGUAGAAAACCGCUGCACUACAAAGGGUCCUUUUUCCAUCGUAUUGUAAAAGGUUAUAACGCACAGGGUGGCGAUUUUGUGAAAAGAGAUGGCACAGCUGGUGAAAGCAUUUAUGGCGAGAAGUUUCCAGAUGAGUCACCUGUGCUCAAACACUCUGGACCUGGCCUUCUAUCUAUGCCUGUUGCUGUUCGUGACUCUUUAGGUUCUCAUUUCAACAUCACUUUUGCAGCUAAUCGUAAUCUUGACAGAAAGAAUAUAGUUUUUGGGAAGCUUGCACAAGGGCAUGAGGUCCUGAAAAAGAUUGAAAAUGCGGGCGAUGAAGAUGGGAAUCCAACUGUAUUAGUUAAAGUGAUCAAUUGUGGCGAAUAUAACGAAGAGAUAAAGAGAGCAAGUAAAGUGAAAGUUGGGAAGGAUGCUUCUUCGGAAGCUAAUAGUCAUGAACUGAGGCGAAGGGUUAAACACAAAAAAUCUUCUAAAGAUAGAAGGAAGAGGAGGAGAAGGAUAUAUGAUUCAUCUGAAUCAGACAGUUCCUCAGAUUCUGAAUCUGAGUCAUCUGAGUCAGAUAGUGAGUCUGACUCAGAUGUGUCCUCAUCAUCUUAUGCUAGUUCUUCAAGUGAUGACAGGCAUAAGAAAAGAAAGAGAUCUUCUAAAAGAGACAAGCAUAGACGUGGAAAGAGGCGGGAUAAAAGGCGUGACAAAAAGCGAAGGCGGCAUGAUAAGAAAUCUAAGAUCAGAUCAAAAAGGGCAUCACAUGGUCAUACUGAUUCUGAGAGUGAAAUUAAAAGUGAAAGUAGCUGUGAAGAUGAUGGCCUUGACGCCAAAAGGAAGGAUCAAAAGUCUAAGAAGGACAUCUCUGAAAAAUCUGGCGAAGGUGAUGCUUCAAUCUACCUUACGAAGAGGGAGGAAGCUGAAGUGCUUGUGAAAGACGGUGCAUAUCCUAAGGAGAAUGGAGAUCAGCAGAGCAAUGGACUUGCAGGUGGUAAAUAUGACAAAAGUGCAGAUAGACAGCCUGACAUAGUUGAUGAUCACCCAGGCAAAUCUAGGAGCCGAAGCUUCAGUCCUAAGAGGGCCAUGAGUAAGAGUAUGAGUAUUAGUCCCAGGAGGAGUCCGACCAAGAGCCCAAGUUUAAGUCGCAAACGGAGUGAGAGCAGGAGUUCGAGUGUUAGUAGAAGCCCUCCUCCUCCCCCUCAAAGGAGCAGGAGCAUCAGCAGGAGUCCUGUUAGAAGCGAUAGCAGUAGAAGCCCAGCCAGAGGUUUCAACAAAAGACCAAUGAAGGGCUGGAAGGGUAGGAGUCCAGUGAAAGCCCGGUCUCAAAGAAGCAUAAGCAGGAGCCCACCAUAUGGCAGAAGCCCAGUAAAAGUUCCAAGAAGCAUAAGCGGAAGUCCACCUAGAAAACCACCACAUAAAUCAAUUAGCAGAAGCCCUGCCAGAGCUUCAAGCACAAGCAGAAGUCCACCAAGAAAAUCAUUGCACAAAUCAAAUAGUAGAAGCCCUGUAAGAGUUUCAAGAAGCAGAAGCCCAGUUAUAUCUUCUCGAAGGAGAGCAAGCAAAAGCCCUGUAAGAGUCUCAAGAACUAGAAGCCCAGUUAGAUCUUCUCGAAGGAGUGCAAGCAGAAGCCCUGUAAGAGUAUCAAGAAGCAGAAGCCCAGUUAGAUCUUCUCGAAGGAGUGCAAGCAGAAGUUCAGGUAGGUUUCGUUCUAGGAAAACUGCUAGCCGCAGUCCGCUGAGGGCCCCAAGCGGGAAUAACCAUCGCAGCUAUUCAAGGAGUCCUAGCCCAGUAGCGCGUAGGGUAAGGUCGCCUUUAUCACCAGAUCGGGGGAGGAGCUUGUCAAGAAGUGUUUCACCUGAUGCCUCACCAAAGCGCGUUAGAAGAGGACGGGGUUUCAGUCAGCGGUACUCUUAUGCACGGAGGUACAGAACCCCUUCUUUGUCUCCUCCUGUGAGAUCUUAUCGUUAUGGUGGUGGUCGAAGUGAUCGUGACAGGUAUUCAAGUUAUAGAAGGUCCAGGUAUUCUCCGAGGCGCUAUAGAAGCCCACCAAGAAGAACACCUCCUAGAUACAGAAGCAGAAGAAGCAGAAGUCCAGUAUCACGCAGCCCUCGUUACCGCAGCCGAAACUAUAGUCGUAGCAGUAGCCCCAUCAGGAGUCGUAGCCCAGUGCGAAGUCGUAGCCCCAUUCAGAGCCGCAGUCGUUCUCCAGUGGAGGUGGGUAGAUCACACGUCUCUCCUCGGGUUGAGAGGGCAAGAUCUUCAUCAAGAAGCAGAAGCCCAUCAAGGUCGAGAUCAAGGUCCUCAUUGGAUUCCAGAUCCCCAAUUCGGACGGGCAAAAGCAGGUCCAGGUCAUCGUCAGGAAGCCCAAAAGGGAAGAAGGGCCUGGUUUCGUACGAUGAUGUUUCCCCUUAGUCGAGGGUAAAAUGAUGACAUCGUAGUAGCAACGGAGAUGUUUUGAUCCACUUUUGAUGGAGUUGGCCAUUGAUAGAUUUUACCGGUGUUGAGAAAUGAGUAUUACUUGGGGUACUUUGAGGGACGUGAUAUCGUUGAAGCUGUUUUAAUUGUAGGUGGAUUUCACCCGUGAGGAUUGUGGAUCUUGUGCUGCUAGAUCAUCAUAUUUCUGUGCCUCAUUAAUUCGAGUUCGUAUGAUUUGUUAUACUUUCUAAAGUGCUUUUCAUAAUUGGCUUUUUCAGGUUUUGCUGUACUUUGGAAUGUGCUUUUUUCAUAAUUGGCUUUUUCAGGUUUUGAGGGUUUCUAGUCUCGGGGGUUUGGUCGUUAUUUAUUACUUUGAAAAAUAUGAAUUUGGCAUAUCGGUGUUUAGAAAAUUUGAUGGAAAUGCAAAUUUAAGAUUGAAGUA
Malus domestica (apple) is the source of this 3437-nucleotide messenger RNA. Lineage: Eukaryota; Viridiplantae; Streptophyta; Magnoliopsida; Rosales; Rosaceae. The record is from RefSeq and is a predicted model, not a curated record.